This is a messenger RNA of Plectropomus leopardus (leopard coralgrouper), 2856 nucleotides long. RefSeq names its product ALG9 alpha-1,2-mannosyltransferase (gene alg9). Lineage: Eukaryota; Metazoa; Chordata; Actinopteri; Perciformes; Serranidae. Gene Ontology annotation, cellular component: endoplasmic reticulum membrane. Gene Ontology annotation, molecular function: alpha-1,2-mannosyltransferase activity. The record is from RefSeq and is a predicted model, not a curated record. Gene Ontology annotation, biological process: protein N-linked glycosylation.
UUUAAAAGCAAGCUGGUUGCACCUGACUGAGAGGUCUCACGCUGAGAGCAGGGCCAGUCACACAGUGAGAUGAUGAUGGGAGCUGUCAAUAUCCGGACGGCGCCGAAAAUGACCGAAGUCUGACUCGGCAGCAGAAUCGGAAAACAUGGCGGCCAAGGCGCUUCGGCAGCGAACCAGGCGAGGCAGCAGACAAGAUGCAAACAACGUGAACGUCCCCACAGAAGCUCGGCCACCAAAAGAGGAGAAAGGCGGGGAUGACAGUAAAAGCACAGAGACUCGGCAAGAGUCAAUAAGUCGGGGAGGGCAGGUAUGGGCCCCAGAAGGUUCGACAGCGUUUAAAUGCCUGCUCUCAGCACGUUUCUGUGCAGCUUUGCUCAGCAACAUCUCAGACUGCGAUGAAACCUUCAACUACUGGGAGCCUAUGCACUACCUGCUGUACGGCACCGGGAUGCAAACGUGGGAAUAUUCUCCGUUGUACGCUAUCAGGUCUUACGCUUACCUGUGGUUACAUGCUCUACCUGCUUGUUUGCAUGCCCAUGUUCUACAGACAAACAAGGUGUUGGUGUUCUACUUUGUACGAUGUGUCUUAGCAUUCUCCUGCUGUGUCUGUGAACUCUAUUUCUACAAGGCAGUUUGUAAGAAGUUUGGUUUGCAUGUGGGCCGUCUGAUGUUGGCGUUCCUUGUCUUGAGCACAGGAAUGUUCUGCUCAUCUGCAGCGUUCCUGCCUUCCUCUUUCUGCAUGUACACAACGCUGGUUGCCAUGACGGGGUGGUUUCAGGACUCACCACCUUUAGCCAUCAUGGGCGUGGCUGCCGGUGCCAUCGUCGGAUGGCCGUUCUCUGCUCUGGUCGGGAUUCCAAUCGCCUUCGACCUGCUGGUGUUAAAGAGACAGUGGAAAAGUUUUAUCACCUGGGCGGCCGUAGCUCUGCUUUUGCUGCUGGUACCACUUGUGGCAGUAGACUCUUUCUUUUAUGGCAAAUUGGUUGUUGCGCCGCUAAACAUUCUGCUUUAUAAUGUCUUCACACCACAUGGACCUGAUCUCUAUGGUACAGAGCCGUGGCAUUUCUACUUCGUAAAUGGGAUCCUGAACUUUAACCUGGUGUUUGCUCUGGCACUGUUUUCUCUGCCACUCACUGCUCUCAUGGAGACACUGUUACACAGGUUCAAUGUGCAGAACCUGGGCCGUCCAUACUGGCUGACUCUGUCUCCCAUGUAUCUGUGGAUGUUGGUUUUCUUCACCAGACCUCAUAAAGAAGAACGUUUUCUGUUUCCCAUCUACCCUCUCAUCUGCCUCAGUGGGGCAGUAGCCCUUUCCUCUCUACAGAAAUGCUACCACUUCCUGUUCCAGCGCUACCGACUGGAGCACUACACAGUCUCCUCCAACUGGUUGGCUCUAAGUGCAGUUGUGGUCUUCACAGUUUUGUCAUUAUCUCGCUCUGUCGCCCUCUUUAGAGGCUACCACGCCCCUCUAGACCUGUACCCAGAGUUCCAUCGUAUCGCCAAGGAUCCGACUCUUCACUCAGUCCCUGAAGGUAGACCUGUUAGUGUGUGUGUGGGCAAAGAGUGGUACCGCUUCCCGAGCAGCUUCCUGCUGCCGCACAACUGGCAACUGCACUUCAUUCAGUCUGAGUUUAAAGGGCAGCUGCCUCAGCCGUACGCCUCUGGUCCUCUGGCCACGCAGAUCAUCCCAGCAAACAUGAACGACCAGAACCUGGAGGAGCCGACCAGAUAUGUGGAUUUACGGCAGUGCCACUACUUAGUAGAUCUGGACAUAGAUGAAGAGACGCCACUUGAGCCACGUUAUUCAGCUAACAAAGAGGAGUGGAGCAUCAUCGCCUAUAAGCCUUUCCUUCAAGCCUCAAGGUCAUCGCCUCUCUUUAGAGCACUUUACAUCCCAUUUAUAUCAGACCAUCACACAACCUACAGGCGCUAUGUCAUCUUGAAACCACGGCGGCAAAAGCAGCCUCGUAAGCGGACCCAUGGCUGACCUUUGGACCUCAACCCGGCCCCAAGUACAAAUUCCCAGAAAUCAAUCACUUCCCAUCAAAGCAGUUGGUGUGUGUGUGUGUGUGUGUGUGUGUGUGCGUGUGCGUGCGUGCGUGCGCACGUGUGAUUGUUGGGACAUUGUGUUUUGAAGUAUUUGUCUCAUGUCUCAUUCGAAGAUAUUGGACCCUUUAAGGACAUGAAGUCUGCUUCUGGGCUUGUGUGUGUGACUGAAGAGAAAUGUUGUAGAUGUGCGCUUUGCAGGUAUCAGCUGGACCUGUAUGUCAAACAUUUUAUCUGUGUGUGUGUGUGUGUGUGUGUGUGUGUGUGCGCGCGUGCGCGUGUGUAUGUGUGUGCGCGCGCGCACGUGUGAUUGUUGGGACAUUGUGUUUUGAAGUAUUUGUCUCAUGUCUCAUUCGAAGAUAUUGGACCCUUUAAGGACAUGAAGUCUGCUUCUGGGCUUGUGUGUGUGACUGAAGAGAAAUGUUGUAGAUGUGCGCUUUGCAGGUAUCAGCUGGACCUGUAUGUCAAACAUUUUAUCUGUGUGUGUGUGUGUGUGUGUGUGUGUGUGUGCGCGCGCGCGCACGCACGCAAGUAAAUGAAUGUCAUAGAGUGGAUGCACACUACAAGAUGUAGCCCGGGACAGGCCUUUAACACAGUGUUUUUUCAUACUUCAUUUGAAAUUGUGGCCUGAAUUCAAGAUUUUUUUUCUGACUUAUAAAUCUAAGAAAUCUUGUAGUGUGUGCUCGUCUGCACUUGGAACAGUAUCUUAUUGUGUGUGCUAAAGGGUGUGAGUGGCGGGGACGAAUGAAAGUAAGGGUGCGUUAAUAAUUUAACUUGGAAUGUUAAUAAAAACAUGAUUGACUGUGAAAA